This is a messenger RNA of Coniophora puteana RWD-64-598 SS2, 1671 nucleotides long. RefSeq lists its product as uncharacterized. The record is from RefSeq and is a predicted model, not a curated record. Gene Ontology annotation, molecular function: protein binding. The transcript has 5 exons. Lineage: Eukaryota; Fungi; Basidiomycota; Agaricomycetes; Boletales; Coniophoraceae. Bases 1 to 1671 code for a protein of 556 amino acids.
AUGCUUGCCGCCAAAAAUUUAUCCACGCUCCCUCUCGAGCUCUUGUGCCUCAUCUUGACAUUCCUCGAAUGCAAAGAACUCCUACGCAUCAGGCGGGUCUGCAAACUGCUCAAGGACAUCGUCGACUCGACCGAGCGUCUGCAGUACCUCGUCGACAUGGCCUUCUUCCAGACCAUGCCCGCAAAAUCCCUCGAUCAGAACCCGUCCAUGUACUCCCGGCGCCAGCGCCUCCGCGAUCGCGAGCGCGCCUGGAAGACGCUCAAGUACCGCAAGAAGAUGAAACUUCCCCUCCCCGACACCGGCGCGAUCUACGAGUUCAUCGGCGGCAUCUACGGCAACGCGACCAAGACAAACGCGAUCCACUUCCUCGAGCUCCCCACCCUCGACACCCCCGAGGGCGAGAUCAAAGUAUGGACCCACUCCACGCUCGACUGGACCCUGGUCGAUUUUACGUUCUCGCCCGACCAAGAUUUAUUGGUGGUCGUCGCUGCUUCCGCACACGAUGUGGACCACGCAUAUAACAUACAUCUUCGUUCGUUGUCGUCAGGGAAGCCACAUCCGGAAGCUUCUGCUCCGGAACUGCACGCCGUGCUCAAGCAGCACAUUGCGCUGGACCUCUACGAGCUCUCCGGGCCCGUCAAGAUCCAGGUCGUGGGAGACUAUGUCGUCCUGCUGUGUCGUGAUAUCAUCAUCAAUGGGGACAUUGGCGGGUACAUGCAUCUCUGGACGUGGAAGGAAGGCCAUAAAGGAUAUGAGUUUGUGCUCGAGUUUGAAGAUGGCGCAGACGACUUCCUUUUCCUGUCGGACGAUACCUUCCUCAUCAUAACCGUCCUCGGCACGCUCGAGACGUACUCGUUCGCAGACCAAAGUAGAUCCCCACACUGCACAGGCCGAUUCGGCCUCCCAGAGCUGAUGCAAGACUGGUCGUACUCGUACGCGUUCAUGAGCGGCAACCCCACCCCCGGCGCGCCUCCGCACGCCUCCCACUCCAGCACGAGCACCACAUGGUCCGAGACGAACCCCUUCCCGAGCCACGACCUCGUGCAGCCGACCUCGUCCGACCAGCUCCUCGUCUUCUUCGUCACCGUCAUGCGCGAAUCCAACAUCACCGACUCGCACUCAUACGUCUUCUUCGUCAAACGCUCCGCCCUCGUCGCGCUCGACAACACCGACGACCGCCGCCCCCCUUCUCUGCCUUCGCACAUAUGCACCCGCUCAGCCUCGUGCGCCGCCAGCGGCAGCGCCUGCCAAAAGCUCGUGCCCUGGAAACACUGGGGCCCUUCCUCCACGCGCUGGUUCUCCGAGCGCGAAUCGUCCGACUGGCAACACGCCGUGUACGGCUUCCGCACGAUCGAGACGAUCAACGAGGACGUGCUCUUCUCGCGGCACCCGCGCCGGCUGCGCAUCCGCGACUUCAACCCGCACUUCGAGCGCGGGAACGACCGCGAGGUCGAGGACGAGUGCCGCUUCGUGAUGGCCAAGGACGCGGGGCGCGAGAAGGUGACGCGGCCGUUUCGGGAGCCGCUCGGUGCGGGGUUGCCGUAUAAGGAGACGGUGAGCGAGGAGAAGUUUGAGGCGACGGAGGUGAUGAUGGAUCAGAAUAGGAUUUUGCUGUUGAGGCGAAAUGCGGAGUUGGAUCUCGAGAGCAUCGACGUUCUCCUGAUGGGGUGA